AUGGACAUUACAACCACAUUUUCGCCUGAUUCAUUUGAGGCAAAAUGCCUUGGCGGACUCAGCUGGGCUUGGUAUGGUUUGGGAGAAUGCAUUCGUAGCACUCGUGACAAGGUUUCUAUUGCCUUCGGCAUACUGAGUAUUGCCGCCUGGUUUGCGUUUGGAUUUCCUCAAAUGGUAACCAACUGCGUCAAAAAAAUUCCGGAUGAGGCUGUUUCACCUUGGCUUCUACUUUUCUGGCUCCUCGGCGACAGUCUUAACCUUAUUGGUGCAUUCCUAACAAAUCAGCUUUUCCUCCAAAAAGUCCUCGCCGGCUACACCGUCGUGGUCGAUUUGAUUCUUAUCGCCCAAUAUGUAUACUACUUAUGUCUCCAUAAGCACAAGAUCAAGAUUUCUCCACAAAAAGUCUUUCAUUUCUACAAAAAAAAAACAGAAUACGGCGAAGACUACAACCAUGAAAUGAAUGAUACCAACAGUAUCCAGAGCAGUACCUCAAAAAUGUCCCAUUCAUCAACAGCAACAAAGACCCUAACUACCGCCCUGUUAGGUGUCUUCGGAGUUUCUUAUUUCUACCUACCCGCAAUUCUUAGCGAACAGGGAAAAUCCGCCCAUUUGGACAGGCUGCAUUUGCAGGGGCGUCAGCUGCUUCAGGCUGCAGAUGAUGUCACCACCAUCACCGGGCCAGAUCCUUUUGCCGGCUUUCUCGCAAGUAACGUGGAGAAAAUCGGCUACACCAUUGGCUGGAUUGGUGCCGCUAUGUAUUUCGCUUCCCGGGUGCCCCAAAUUAUGCAAAACUUCAAACGGAAGUCAACGGAGGGCCUCAGUCUUUACCUCUUCCUUCUCGCUAUUUUUGGAAACAUAUUCUACGGCCUUCAGAUCUUCAUCAAAUCAGUCGAACCCGCUGACCUUGUAAGAGCGCUUCCUUGGAUUCUUGGAAGUUUGGGCAUUUUGAUAUUCGAUUUCAUUGUAAGUUAUACAUACCGUCACCAAUUCUAA
Molecule: messenger RNA, 993 nt
Organism: Dibothriocephalus latus
Lineage: Eukaryota; Metazoa; Platyhelminthes; Cestoda; Diphyllobothriidea; Diphyllobothriidae
Source: the annotation of a GenBank genome assembly